Molecule: messenger RNA, 1337 nt
Organism: Sorex fumeus (smoky shrew)
Lineage: Eukaryota; Metazoa; Chordata; Mammalia; Eulipotyphla; Soricidae
Gene: DIPK1B
Product: divergent protein kinase domain 1B
Exons: 5
Coding region: 75-1337 (420 amino acids)
Cellular component (GO): membrane
Source: RefSeq, a predicted model, not a curated record
GGGCGCGGGGCCGAGCGGGCCGGCCCGCGGGCUGAGGCCGAGCCGGCGGGCCCCGCUGCGGCCGGGCGGGCACCAUGCGGCGGCUGCGGCGCCUGGCGCACCUGGUGCUCUUCUGCCGCUUGUCCAAGGGGCUGCAGGGCCGGCUCCCGAGCUUCAGGCCCAAAUUGGUCCUUCUGGCCUGGCUGGGCGUCUGCGCGGGCAGCUGGAUGGUCUACGUCCACUUCUCCUCCUACGCCGACCUCUGCCGCGGCCACGUGUGCCAGGCGCUCAUUUGUGACCAGUACCACAAGGGCAUCAUCUCAGGCUCCCUGUGCCAGGACCUGUGCAGCGGGCACAAGGUGCGGUGGGGGACCUGUCUGUCCUCAGAGCCGGACCGCCAGGUGUACAGUGGGCUGUGGCAGGACAAGGAAGUGACCAUCAAGUGUGGCCUUGGGCCCCGCCUGCAUGCCAAGGCCGGGGCAGGUGCGGCUCCUCGGGAACUGGUGCUCUUUGACAAGCCGGCCCGGGGCACGUCCAUCUCAGAGUUCCGGGAGAUGACCCUCAGCUUCCUCAAGGCCAACCUGGGGGACUUGCCGUCCCUGCCGGCGCUGGUGGCCCAGGUCCUGCUCCUGGCCGACUUUGAUCGCGACAGCAGAGUGUCCCUGGCGGAGGCCAAGUCCAUGUGGGCCCUGCUGCAGCAGAACGAGUUCCUGCUGCUGCUGGCACUGCGGAAGGGCCACGCUGCACGGCUGCUGGGCUCCUGCGGGGACCUGUACAUAACCGAGGGCGCCCCUCCCGGCUCGGGGCCCGCACUACUGUCCCCUGCGCUGCCCCCGGCCGUGCAGCGGUGGCUGGGCCCAGCGUGGCCGUGGCGGGCCAAGAUCGCCAUGGGGCUGCUGGAGUUCGUGGAGGAGCUCUUCCACGGCACGUACGGGACCUUCUACAUGUGUGAGACCACGCUGGCCAACGUGGGCUACACGGCCCGUGACGGUUUCCGGGUGGCUGACCUGCGGCAUGUGGUGCCUGAGGCGGCUGUGCGGCGUUUCCUGCAGGGCCGCCACUGCGAGCGCAGCGCCGACUGCACCUACGGGCGGGACUGCCGCGCACCCUGCGACCAGCUCAUGCGCCAGUGCAAGGGCGACCUGGUGCAGCCCACUCUGGCAAAGGUGUGCGAGUUGCUGCGCGGGUACCUGCUGCCCGGCGCCCCCGCCGCCCUGCGCGCUGAGCUGGGCCACCAGCUGCGCACCUGCACCACGCUGGGCGGCCCAGCGGGCCGGGUGGAGGCGCAGCACGCGCUGGUGCUCGGCCACCUCAAGAGCCUGCUGGGCAGGGAGGCCGCGCACACCGAGGGCGCCUGA